This is a messenger RNA of Zonotrichia leucophrys gambelii, 3844 nucleotides long. It is a transcript of the gene GNG2, whose product is annotated as G protein subunit gamma 2. Gene Ontology annotation, cellular component: heterotrimeric G-protein complex. Lineage: Eukaryota; Metazoa; Chordata; Aves; Passeriformes; Passerellidae. The transcript has 4 exons. The coding region runs from base 375 to 590 and encodes 71 amino acids. Gene Ontology annotation, molecular function: G-protein beta-subunit binding. Gene Ontology annotation, biological process: G protein-coupled receptor signaling pathway. The record is from RefSeq and is a predicted model, not a curated record.
GAGGAGGAGGAGGAAGUCGGGGCUGAGCCGCUUCCUGUAGGCAGCGGGAUGAGCGCAGACAAAGCUGGGUGGGGACUCGCCGCUCGGGGCUGCUGCUGACCACCAUCCUCCUUCUCCUCCUCCUCCUCCUCCUGCUGCUGCUGCUGCUGCGGCCGCGUCCCCCCGGCCCUCCCUCCUCCAUCCCAGCGUCCGUCCGUCCGUCCGUCCAUCCAUCCCUCUGUCCGUCUGUCCGUCCCGCCGCCGCCCGCCCCGCGGGGAACCGGGGCACCGCUUCCAGGGCAGUGAAGGGCCAAGAGGAGCAGAGCUUCCCUUAGAGGCACAGAUCAGCGGAGAGAUCAGCUUCUGCCCAUCCUGAGAGCCCUCCUGGCCUGCCCAUGGCUAGCAACAACACUGCUAGCAUAGCACAGGCCCGCAAGCUGGUGGAGCAGCUGAAGAUGGAGGCCAACAUCGACAGGAUAAAGGUGUCCAAAGCAGCAGCAGACCUGAUGGCGUACUGUGAAGCCCACGCCAAGGAGGACCCUCUAUUGACCCCCGUCCCGGCCUCAGAAAACCCCUUUAGAGAGAAGAAGUUCUUCUGUGUGAUCCUGUAAACCCAGGAGGAGCCUGACGGGCACUCAGGCCACCCUGAACACUGAUGUAGAGUUUUUAGGAAUGGGGACGACCUGCUGGUCCGCAGAAUUUAAACAAAAAUAAGUAAAAAACACGGCCUGGAAGCUACAGAGAUGUGCAUGUUUAAAGAACCUGGCCACCUUUGGGGGAAUCAGAUGAUCUGCAUUGCAAGGCAAAAGAUCUGAAGUCUGUAGAGUUGCCUAGAAAGAGAAAAACAAAAACAAAAAAAAAAACCCAUGUAAAGAAUAAAUCUGUGUCACUUUUCUGCUCACAAAAUUGUUCGAUUGUUCCAUAUUUAAAGCACCAGAGCUGUGCUAAGCAAAGUUAACUGCUAAGGAUGUGUAUAACCUUCUUGGAAUGAUAUUGUUGGUUUCUUUCCAAGCUAAUAUUUUUGAUUUAAGUUGUCAGAUAUAUAGCAGACAGGUUAGGUGGCUGUGCUGUUACUCAAUGUUUGGUCUUGUGCUUUUUCAUUUCUGGCCGUAGCGUAGCAGGGGUGGGUCCAGGGGACACCAGCAGCUCUGUGUCCCCAGCAAACCCCACUUUUUACCAUUCUCUCUAUGGUUAGCUUUGGUUCUGCAAGUAAAAGUGGUUCCUGUGUCGUGCUUGGUGCUUCCUAGCCCUGUGAUGACAUUCAGUGGUAGUGCAUGAGAGUUUAAUUCCGUUCAUCCGCUCCAGACUUUUCUUUUCCAGCGUUUGGCACCACGUGCUGGUGGAAGAAGCCGUAGGGAGGGAACAGAGGCGAUUCUGAAAGCAAAGAGAGCUCCUGAGAUGCCUUAGACGUGCCUGAAAUGCCUCCUGCCACAGGGCAGGUGCCAGCCCGGGUGCAGGGCGAGCCAGAAAUCCGAAAAUCAAAGUCGACCGCUUCUUUCCGGGUCUUUCCUUUCUCCUACACCUCUGUGCCUCUGCUCUCCUCGCUUGGUCCUGCUCUUUUCCCAGUUCCUGGUAGCACUUCCUUCCCUUGGGGCUGGUCUGGAAUGUUGCUGGGAUGCUGCUCAGUGGUGGGAUGCUGCUUCAGGGUGGGAUUCUGCUCCGUGGUGGGAUGCUGCUCCUUGGUGGGAUACAGCCCCAUGGUGGAGUGCUACUCCAAAAUGGGAUGCUGCACCUCCAUGGACUGCUGCUUCUCCAUGGACUGCUGCUUCUCCAUGGAAUGCUGCUCCAUGGUGGGAUUCUGCUCCGUGGUGGAAUGCUACUCCAAAAUGGGAUGCCGCAUCCUCCAUGGUGGGAUACAGCCCCACAGUGGAAUGCUGCUCCAAAAUGGGAUUCUGCUCCAUGGUGGGAUGCUGCUCCUCCAUGGGAUGCUGCUCCACCAUGGAAUGUUGCUCCUCCAUGGACUGCUUCUCCAUGGUGGGAUUCUGUUCCUCCAUGAAAUGCUACUCCAUGGUGAGAUUCUGCUUCAUGGCGGGAUGCUGCUCCUCCAUGGAAUGCUGCUCCACCAUGGGAUGCUGCUCCUCCAUGGAAUGUUGCUCCUCCAUGGAAUGUUGCUCCACCAUGGGAUGCUUCUCCUCCAUGGGAUGCUUGUCCUCCAUGGAAUGCUUCUCCUCCAUGGGAUGCUGCUCCAUGGUGGGAUGCUCCUCCUCCAUGGGAUGCUGUCCCACCAUGGGAUGCUGCCCUACAUUGGGAUGUUCCUGCCCCUUCCUGCCCCCACCUCCCCUCCCAUUCCCACUGUCCCCUCCCCACGUUGGGAAGGGCCAGGGGAGCAGCCCUGGGAGCUGUGGGGCUGCCCCUUCCCAGAGGUGCCUGAUUCCCUGUUUACACACAGCCUGGGCUCCUGCCAGGCUGGGCAGUGAUUCCCAGGUCUGCUUCAUCUGCUCCCAGCUCUCGGGGGACACACGCCACCUUUCUGGGCUCCUCCUCGGGCCCAUGCUUCUGUGGAUGUGGCUUGUCUCUCCUUUCUGCUGCUAAACACCUCCUGGCUUUCCCCUGCUCAUCUGUCCUUUGGGAAACUUUGGGAACCAUCCCUUUGGGAAUUAUCCCUUUGGGAACCAUCCCUUUGGGAACCAUCCCUUUGGGCACCAUCACUUUGGGAACCAUCACUUUGGGAAUCAUCCCUUUGGGAAUCAUCCCUUUGGGAACCAUCACUUUGGGAAUCAUAAUGUGGGGAUUUAUGUACAAAAUGAGCUGGGGGUCACAAAGGGGUUUUUAGGGGUCUGUGGUGACCCUGCUGAAGCAGUUCUGAAUCAGGUGUGAGAGCUUUUAAAAAUCCCUGUGGAUCUGGGAGGGGAAAAGUCUUUAGGUACCUUUUGGUAACUCUUUCUAGCCCGUAAAAAAAAGUGCUUUUUGGUUUUUGUACCUUUUCAUACUCUUUUUCUAGUUCUUCUAUGGAGAAGGCCAGUUCUUCUCACACUGGACUCCAAACUUUUGGCACCUGGGAAUGUUUGUAAGCCACAAGUAACCUAGAUGGUCCCAGCCCCCUGUAAUUCCCCCAAUUUUGAUCUUUUUACUACAGCUCCCAUAGCUUUUGGAUGAAGGGUGGAUGAAGUGGUUUGCUCUGCAGCUGGUUUCACUCUUGGUGUUACCAGGCAGAGAUGUAAAAACCCCAUCCUGAGUUUUGUCUUUUCUUCUUAAUCUGAUUUAUUGUCACAGAGAGUGAAGUGCAGCCGGUCUGACCCGGGGCUCCCACCCCACCCUUUCUCAAACAUUGUCACAAAAGUGGUUUGUAAUAAUUUUUUUAACGACUUGCCUAUUUUACAACUCGAAUUCUUAAUACCUUAGAGGACAAAAUAAACCUGCAUGAAUAUGGGGGAGCGGGGAGGGGGAGAUUUUGAAUUAACGCAAACUAUUCAUUGAAGGUGUUUUACGUUGCUGGGCUUGAUUUUUCUGUUGGUUGUAGUGUUGCCAUUGGUGUGCUGCCAGGUAUUUCACCCCAGUAUUUCUAUUUACCCAGAUCUGCCUUUGUUAGCCAAGCAGAGAUCUCCUGCCAAGGUUGUUUCCCCUCCUCACAACAAAAAUCCCAGCCAUCCCUCCAUCCCCAUGCUGGAUUUCCAGCCUGGCCUCAAACGACAUUCCACUACCCCCAGGCUUUUAAAGAAAAAAAAAUAUCUGGAGUACUGAAAAAAAGGACUUUUAUUGUCUGCAAAGGUUGCUGGUGGCAAUUCUGUCCCAUGGGUUGUCACCCUGCCAGCAGCAGGAUUUUGGGGAGGGGGUGGCUGUAGGUGAAAGCCAGUCGUGGUGUAGCGCAUCCCCAUCCCACAUGGUCUGUGUACUCGUUGGAAAUAAACUUUUGGAUUUGUUUCAA